This is a messenger RNA of Rhododendron vialii, 1449 nucleotides long. Its product is annotated as heavy metal-associated isoprenylated plant protein 32. The transcript is spliced from 3 exons. Lineage: Eukaryota; Viridiplantae; Streptophyta; Magnoliopsida; Ericales; Ericaceae. The record is from RefSeq and is a predicted model, not a curated record. Bases 847 to 1377 code for a protein of 176 amino acids. Gene Ontology annotation, molecular function: metal ion binding.
UUACCAUUCUAAAUUUGCAAGAAAUAAAGUAGCUAAUAAAUUCAUAAAUGGGUAAAUAAGGAAAAUAAUUUGAAGAUUCUGCUGGAGUUGACUUGUUUUAACACCUAUUCAAUUGGUCAAAUAAUUAGAGCAUGUCCAACCCACUCAUCUAAUUUUUUUUUUACCGUGUGUGUAUAUAUAGGAGUGUAUCUUUUCGUGACCUAUGUGGCAUUUUGAUGACUCAUUUUUGUAGUUUUAAAAUUGUGACUCCAACCCACUCCUCAAAUUUUAUUAAUUCAUUCCUCUUUAAAAUCUUUUUUUUUUUCAAUAUUGCUCCUUAAAAUAUAGUGUCAAUGAAUGGGUUGGAGAUGCUCGAUCUUAGUACUCCUAUACCUAAUCUUUUAUUACGGUACAAAAUUUUACUUAGAUAUGCUCUUAAGACUACCAUGGUGACUACUAAUUACUUUUCUGAAACCAAAUAACGAUCUAUUUCCUGCUUUGGCAGUGAAGAUUUAUUAAAUUUGCUCUAGGAUUUUGGAACAAAUUGCUUCCAAAAAUGUUACUCCAAUUAAAAAUGGACUCUCCUGGUAUGGUAAUCCGGAGGUUUUGUAUCAAUAAAUCGAUUUGGUUUCCAUUUUGAAACGACUGAACCCUCGAAAUCUCUAUAAGCACAGAAUUUUCCCUUUCAACGCUAAGGCUAAGGACACACAUCGAAUCGAACCAUUCCGAACACAUUUGCAACUGAAUUCGUACUCUUCGUUCUGUGCCCGUAGAAUUUUUGCAUAAAUUUGCAUCGGACCAUCACCGUAGAAAAGUUGCAGAUCUAUAAUUACUCGAUUGCGGUCAAUCGGAAGUACACCAUCUUCAAUGGCGUCCUCUGCAGACAUGGGAUGUGUUCUAAAAGUAAAUAUCCACUGUGAAUCGUGCAGGAUGCACCUCCUUCAAGUGCUGAAAUCCAUCUCCGGGGUAUACUCUGUCACCUUAGAUGCAGAAGAAGGAUUAGCAUCGAUUUCAGGGGAGGUGGAUCCCAACAUACUUCUGAAGGCAAUAACCAACACUGGGAAACACGCAGAGCUCAAGUGGGUGAACUUCAAACGUCCAGCACCAAAUCACUACGCAGGAUCAGGUUAUUACAACAACGUCGACGACGGAUAUUACGGUCCCGGUUACGGUUACGGCUCACACACUGGCGCCUAUGGGCCAACGAACCAAUCUUACUACGGAGGCAGGGAACUAAUGCCCCCAGCUGAAGGAAUGUACAGGGAAGCACCGCAAAACUACUGGCCUCAGCCUCAGGGAUGGCCCCAAGUGACUGAUCAGUACUACGAUUACCGACCCUCCUACGACUAUAGUUCAAACUACGGUUAUCUGCCCCCAAGUGGUGCUCAUUACCAUUAAUCCUGAUAUGUUAAUUUAAGUUAAUUAGGCUCUGUUCUGCUAAGAUUUUUAUUUUUUGAGUACUUAUGUUCC